AUGGCCGUUCAGGUUAGCGGAUCGUCCGGGCCGAUUGCCCGGCUCGAGGGCCGUGAAUUCGAAUACAUGAUGAAGAAGCGCUCGGUGACCAUCGGCCGGAACUCGUCGCAGGGCUCCGUGGACGUGAGCAUGGGCCACUCGAGCUUCAUCUCGCGGCGGCACCUGGAGAUAUUCACGGCCAGCGACGACGGCACCGGCAGCGGGGACUUCUACCUGCGGUGCCUGGGUAAAAACGGUGUGUUUGUGGACGGAGUGUUCCUCCGGCGGGGCGCCCCUCCUCUGCAGCUCCCACGAAUGUGCACGUUCAGGUUUCCCAGCACAAACAUUAAGAUCAACUUCACGGCCCUGUCCAGCGGGAAGAAAGCCAAGCGUGAGGCGCCGGAGUCCCCGGUGAAGCCGGUCCAGCCCCAGAUCUCCCCCCUCACCAUCCACAUUCCAGACAACAUCGCUCACCUGAUGAGCCCCCUGCCGUCGCCCACCGGCACCAUCAGCGCUGCUAACUCCUGCCCCUCCAGCCCACGGGGGGCGGGCUCCUCGGGCUACAGGAUGGGUGGGCGCAUGGUCAGCUCCGCGGAGCUGCAGCUCAUAAACGACAACUCGCAGCCCGAGAACGACAAAGAGGCGUCUGGAGGGGACAGUCCCAAGGACGACUCCAAGCCUCCCUACUCCUAUGCACAGCUGAUAGUCCAGGCCAUAACUCUGGCUCAGGACAAGCAGCUCACACUAAACGGCAUCUACAAUCACAUCACCAAGAACUACCCGUACUACAGGACCGCCGACAAGGGCUGGCAGAACUCGAUCCGUCACAACCUGUCGCUGAACCGCUACUUCAUCAAAGUGGCGAGGUCGCAGGAGGAACCGGGGAAGGGUUCCUUCUGGAGGAUAGACCCGUCCUCGGAGGCCAAGCUCAUCGAGCAGGCUUUCAGGAAACGAAGGCCCCGCGGGGUUCCCUGCUUCAGGACCCCUCACGGACCCCUCUCCUCCAGGAGCGCCCCAGCGUCUCCCAACCACACGGGGGGGCUCUCCGCUCACUCCAGCGGCGUCCAGACCCCGGACAGUCUGUCCCGAGAAGGCUCGCCGGUCCCCCUGGAGCCGGACACGUCCUCCGCUCCCCCCCCGGUGUCCGCCACCAUCGUCCAGCCCAAGCUGGCGGUGAUCCAGGAAGCACGCUUUGCACAGAACACAUCAGGCUCGCCGGUCAGCAGCCAGCCGGUUCUCAUAGCAGUCCAGCGCCAGUUACCUCAGACCAUGAAGCCGGUGACUUACACCAUGGCGUCGCCGGUGAGCGCCAGCAGCUCCCAGCCCGCCGUCCAGACCGUCCACGUCCUGCAGCAGAUCCCCGCCGGCGCCACCGUCAUCGCCCAGCCGGCCGCCAUCCUCAAGAAGAGCGAGCCGCAGGAGAACGGGGAGCACGCGGAGAUCAAAGUCAAAGUAGAGACGGUGUCCGCCAUCGGCUCUGUGGGCGCCUCCAGUCGGAUCAUCCAGACCUCCCAGUCGGCCACGCCCCUGCAGACCGUCACCAUCGUGCAGCAGGCCCCCGUGGGUCAGCACCAGCUGCCCAUCAAGGCAAUCACACAGAACGGCACCCACAGCAUCACCACCGCCCUCCAGGCUCCCGUCGGCUCAGCUCCAGCCGCGGCGAGCCCCCUCCACCUGCUGGCCACCCACGCCUCCGCCUCCGCCUCCCUCCCCACCAAGCGGCAGAACGGAGACCAGCUGGGGAGCGAGCCGCCAGACGCCAAGCGGGCGAAAACCGAGGAGGAGACGCCGGCGGCGGCGGCAGAGACGGACUCGGCGGCGGCGGCCGGCGACCAACCGAAUUAGCCCGUCUGACCUCGCGCCGCAGAGCCCCGCCUCCUCCUCCCUUCGCCCACCGUCUCUCUUUCAUUUUGUUUCGUUCCUCCUCCUCCUCCCCCUCGCCGCUCACGACCAAGGUGCCAAACGGAGACGACCCCCCCCCCCCUCCCUCCCCUUCGGUUUGGCUCUCCCUGUGAAAAACAUGGCCGCCGCUUCAAAAACAGGAAUGUGGGACGAGAACAAAGAAACUUAAAGGUUUUCCGCGUGAGCCGAGACUGAAGCUAGACCACAGGAAGCCUUAGCAGCAGCAGCAAACCCUUAAACGGGCCGACCUUUGACCUCCGAGCGGGGGCCGGCUCGGGCUGGACGCCGCCUUUCUGUCGCAUCUACCUCAGAGCAGACGGGCAGCCAGCGGGACGCGCCGUCCGUCACGACGAGCGCUCAGCUGUUAGCUUCUUCACUUUUUAUGUCCUAAUUAACCAAUUAAAGUAACAAAGGGAUCAACUCGGAGCCACCCUGUAAUUCCUGGCAGCUAGCCUCUCACAUUACUGACCCACCCCCCACCUCCCCCCCUUUAAUCGCAGCUGUACGUAGAAAUGCAGCGUUCUGUUUUGUAAAGUAUUUACACCUAACUAGAAAUGUAAUAAAUAAAUAAAUUAAAGGCAGCGUACGAAGCGGUGACAUUUCAGAAACUAAGUUAGAGAAGUUUUUACGUGAACUUUUCGUUUCCGUUUGGUGAGAACAGUGUAACAGUUUAUUUCUUUGUUUUUUUUUUAUUGGUAAACUUUCUCCUCUGACACCCCCCCACCCCCCACCCCCCCACCUCCUGCUUUGACGUUAUCUUUACGAUUCUGCCUUGUUAUUCCUUCAUGUUCCAAAACUGGCACAGAUCUCCAUGCAUGUAUCCGACAACAGAGAAAUCCUCAGCAAAUACAGAGAGAGACCAGAGCUGCACUUGAUUAAACGUUCAUUUCUCUUCUUCUUCUUUUGUUUCUUCCCCCCCUCCCAUGGUCCUCCAGGCUGUGUUGAUGCUGUGGUGUUGGCAGAUUCCUCCUGCUCACACAUCCAUUUUCUUCAUGGCGUAUUUUGCUCUGAUCAGACAACCUGGCGAGUCUGUUUUUUUCUUUU
This is a messenger RNA of Fundulus heteroclitus (mummichog), 2925 nucleotides long. Its product is annotated as forkhead box protein K2. Gene Ontology annotation, molecular function: protein binding; DNA-binding transcription factor activity, RNA polymerase II-specific; RNA polymerase II cis-regulatory region sequence-specific DNA binding. The record is from RefSeq and is a predicted model, not a curated record. Gene Ontology annotation, biological process: regulation of transcription by RNA polymerase II. Lineage: Eukaryota; Metazoa; Chordata; Actinopteri; Cyprinodontiformes; Fundulidae. Bases 1 to 1824 code for a protein of 607 amino acids. The transcript has 9 exons.